Carya illinoinensis is the source of this 1777-nucleotide messenger RNA. RefSeq names its product UDP-glucose 6-dehydrogenase 1-like. The record is from RefSeq and is a predicted model, not a curated record. Lineage: Eukaryota; Viridiplantae; Streptophyta; Magnoliopsida; Fagales; Juglandaceae. The transcript has 2 exons. Gene Ontology annotation, molecular function: UDP-glucose 6-dehydrogenase activity; NAD binding. Bases 211 to 1662 code for a protein of 483 amino acids. Gene Ontology annotation, biological process: glycosaminoglycan biosynthetic process. Gene Ontology annotation, cellular component: cytosol; nucleus.
CCAGCACUGUACAUCUGGCUGCCCUUUGAGUUCGGGUAUUUAAGGAGAUCAAGAGCUCCUUUGUUUCAUGCACUUGUAGUUCAUCUCUCUCCUAUUCUGAAUAGAAUUCAGGUCCCAUUAUACUUUCUUAUUCUCACUCCAUUCCUCGUCCUUAUAUUGAAGUUUAUAAAGAGAUACAAGAUCAAUUAGCUCAGGUUUUUACCCAAGAAAAUGGUGAAGAUUUGCUGCAUUGGAGCUGGAUAUGUUGGAGGUCCUACCAUGGCAGUCAUUGCACUCAAGUGCCCCAAAAUUCUAGUGACUGUUGUUGACAUCUCCAUCUCUCGCAUCACGGCCUGGAACAGUGACCAGCUCCCCAUUUAUGAGCCAGGUCUUGAUGAAGUAGUGAAGCAAUGCAGAGGGAAGAACCUCUUUUUUAGCACUGAUGUGGAGAAACAUGUCUCUGAGGCAGACAUAAUUUUUGUUUCUGUUAACACCCCGACAAAGACCCGGGGCCUUGGAGCUGGCAAAGCUCCAGAGCUUACAUAUUGGGAGAGUGCAGCCAGGAUGAUUGCUAAUGUUUCAACAUCGAACAAGAUAGUCGUUGAGAAAUCAACUGUUCCAGUGAAAACAGCUGAGGCAGUUGAAAGGAUCCUCACCUUCAAUAGCAGUAACAUCAGCUAUCAGAUUCUCUCAAACCCAGAAUUUCUUGCCGAAGGAACUGCCAUUCAGGACCUUCUUAACCCAGACCGUGUUCUGAUUGGAGGGAGAGAAACACCUGAUGGCCAAAAGGCAGUUCAAGCACUGAAAGAUGUAUACUCGCACUGGGUUCCUGAAGACAGAAUCAUUACAACCAAUCUCUGGUCAGCAGAGCUCUCAAAGUUAGCUGCCAAUGCCUUCUUGGCUCAGAGGAUUUCUUCUGUCAAUGCCAUGUCAGCUCUGUGUGAGGCAACUGGGGCAAAUGUUUCACAAGUUUCCAAUGCUGUUGGUAAGGACACCAGAAUUGGACCCAAGUUCCUUAAUGCUAGUGUAGGUUUUGGAGGAUCCUGCUUUCAAAAGGACAUCCUCAACUUGGUCUAUAUUUGUGAGUGCAAUGGCCUCACUGAAGUUGCCAAAUACUGGGAACAGGUCAUUAAGGUGAAUGACUACCAAAAGAAUCGAUUUGUCAACAGGGUUGUCUCUUCAAUGUUCAAUACAGUUUCUGGUAAAAAGAUUGCAAUACUUGGGUUUGCCUUCAAGAAGGAUACUGGGGACACAAGAGAAACACCAGCAAUUGAUGUGUGCAGAGGGCUAUUGGGGGAUAAAGCAUGGUUGAGCAUUUAUGAUCCACAAGUUGCUGAAGAUCAAAUAAAGAAGGAUCUCUCAAUGAACAAGUUUGAUUGGGACCAUCCUGUUCAUCUGCAGCCUUCAAAUACUGCUGCUGUGAAUCAAGUCAGCAUUGUUGGGGAUGCUUAUGAGGCCACCAAGGAUGCUCAUGGGAUCUGCAUUCUAACUGAAUGGGAUGAGUUCAAGACCCUUGAUUUCCAGAAGAUUUUUGAUAAUAUGAAGAAACCUGCAUUUGUGUUCGAUGGUAGAAACAUUGUGAAUGUUAAGAAGCUGAGAGAGAUAGGAUUCAUUGUGUAUUCAAUUGGGAAGCCAUUGGACCCCUGGCUCAAGGACACGCCUGCAGUGACAAGAGAUAAAUAAAUUUCCUAUCUUCCAUAGCCAAAAAGCUGGACCGGAGGCUAAUUUUUAAAUUCUGUGACAUUAAUGCUCAUGUAUUUAGUUUUCCAUUAACAACUUUCAAUUAUAUUCAUGUUGG